AUUGGAGGUGAAGGACCGCCUGUCCCCUCUCUGCCUGUGCUGUCAAUGGCUUUCGGGACGUAUUUUAUUUGAAUGUCUGCGCGAUAUAAGUGACCAAUAAUGGAUAUUCUAUGGAUAUUAUGGACCAUACCGGCCGUAAUAGCUGUUGAAGAGACACUUAUGGACUCCACCACGGCCACGGCGGAGCUCGGCUGGACGGUCUACCCCGUGUCAGGGUCCAGCGACAACAGCUGGGAGGAGGUGAGCGGGUACGAUGAAAACAUGAACACCAUCCGGACGUACCAGGUUUGCAAUGUUUUCGACAACAAUCAGAACAACUGGGUACGGACAAAGUACAUCCGGCGCCGCGGCGCUCAGCGGAUCCACGUGGAGAUGAAGUUCUCGGUGAGGGACUGCAGCAGCAUUCCCAACGUGCCGGGGUCCUGCAAAGAGACGUUCAACCUCUAUUACUACGAAUCCGACGCCGACACGGCCACCAGAACCUCGCCGGCUUGGAUGGAGAACCCCUGGAUCAAAGUGGACACCAUUGCAGCGGACGAGAGCUUCUCCCAGGUGGACCUCGGGGGCCGAGUGAUGAAGAUAAACACCGAAGUCCGGAGCUUCGGCCCCGUGUCACGAAACGGCUUCUACCUGGCCUUCCAGGACUACGGCGGCUGCAUGUCGCUCAUCGCCGUCCGCGUCUUUUACCGGAAGUGCCCUCGCAUCAUCACCAACGGCGCCUUGUUCCAGGAGACACUCUCCGGAGCGGAGAGCACCUCCCUGGUGGCCGCGAGAGGAGUUUGCAUACCCAACGCAGAGGAGGUGGACGUGCCCAUUAAGCUGUACUGCAACGGAGACGGAGAGUGGAUGGUACCCAUCGGGCGCUGUAUGUGCAAGGCUGGGAACGAGGCCGUGGAGAACGGGACUGUUUGUCGAGCCUGUCCGUCGGGCUUUUUCAAGCCGACUCAGAAAGACGAACCCUGCAUGCAGUGUCCCAUCAACAGCCGCACCACCAGCGAAGGCGCCAUGAACUGCGUCUGCCGCAACGGAUUCUACCGCACCGACUCAGAUCCUCUCCAGAUGCCGUGCACAACCGUCCCCUCAGCUCCACAGACCGUCAUCUCCAGCGUGAACGAAACCUCCGUGAUGCUGGAGUGGACGCCUCCCCGGGACUCGGGGGGCCGCGAGGAUGUCGUCUUCAACAUCAUCUGCAAGAGCUGCGGCGGCGGCCGGGGAGGCUGCACCCGCUGUGGGGACAACGUUCAGUUUCUGCCCCGUCAGCUGGGCCUGAUAGAACCCCGGGUCUACAUCAGCGACCUGUUGGCCCACACGCAGUACACGUUUGAGGUGCAGGCUGUCAACGGGGUGUCAGACCAGAGCCCCUACUCCCCUCAGUACGCCUCAGUCAACAUCACCACUAACCAGGCUGCCCCAUCCACAGUGUCCAUAAUGCACCAGAUCAGUCGCACGGUGGACAGCAUCACCCUCUCCUGGUCCCAGCCUGACCAGCCCAAUGGAGUCAUCCUGGACUAUGAGCUGCAGUAUUAUGAAAAGGACCAGUCGGAAUACAACGCUACCGCCAUCCGGAGCCAGACCAACACGGUGGUCAUCCGCAGCCUCAAGCCAGGCAGCAUCUACGUGUUCCAGGUCCGGGCCCGCACCGUAGCCGGCUUUGGACGCUACAGUGGCAAACUGUACUUCCAGACCAUGACUGAGGAGGAAUACAACACCAGUAUUCAGGAGAAGCUACCGCUCAUCAUUGGCUCGGCAGCUGCCGGCCUGGUCUUCCUCAUCGCUGUGGUCGUCCUCAUCAUCGUCUGUAACCGGCGUGGCUUUGACCGGACUGACUCAGAGUACACAGACAAACUGCAGCACUACACCAGCGGCCACAUGACUCCAGGAAUGAAGAUUUAUAUUGAUCCGUUCACAUAUGAGGACCCCAACGAGGCUGUGAGGGAGUUUGCCAAGGAGAUUGAUAUAUCCUGUGUGAAGAUUGAACAGGUCAUUGGUGCAGGAGAAUUCGGAGAGGUGUGCAGCGGUAACCUGAAGCUCCCAGGUAAAAGGGAGAUGUUUGUGGCCAUAAAGACCCUGAAGUCUGGCUACACUGAAAAGCAAAGGCGGGACUUCCUCAGCGAGGCCAGCAUCAUGGGCCAGUUCGACCACCCUAACAUCAUCCACCUGGAGGGCGUGGUCACCAAGAGCAGUCCUGUCAUGAUCACCACCGAGUUCAUGGAGAACGGGUCUCUGGACUCCUUCCUCAGACAAAACGACGGGCAGUUCACGGUGAUCCAGCUCGUCGGUAUGCUGCGCGGCAUCGCCUCGGGCAUGAAAUACCUGGCCGACAUGAACUAUGUGCACCGCGACCUCGCUGCCCGCAACAUCCUGGUCAACAGCAACCUGGUGUGCAAGGUGUCCGACUUUGGUCUCUCGCGCUUCCUGGAGGACGAUACAUCGGACCCCACCUACACUAGCGCUCUGGGAGGGAAGAUUCCUAUCCGAUGGACUGCACCCGAAGCUAUCCAGUACAGGAAGUUCACCUCCGCCAGUGACGUGUGGAGCUACGGGAUCGUCAUGUGGGAAGUCAUGUCGUACGGAGAGAGGCCUUACUGGGACAUGACCAAUCAAGACGUCAUCAACGCCAUAGAGCAGGACUACCGGCUGCCCCCGCCCAUGGACUGUCCAAGCGCGCUGCACCAGCUCAUGCUGGACUGCUGGCAGAAGGACCGCAACAACCGGCCCAAGUUCAGUCAGAUCGUGAACAACCUCGACAAGAUGAUCCGCAAUCCCAACACGCUGAAGGCCAUGACCCCGUUAUCUUCAGGUGUUCACCUCCCUCUCCUGGACCGCAGCAUCCCAGACUUCUCCAGCUUCAGCACUGUGGACGAGUGGCUGGAUGCCAUCAAGAUGGGCCAGUACAAAGACAAUUUCUCCGGCGCUGACUACUCCACAUUUGAUGUGGUGUCCCAGAUGACCAUGGAGGACAUCCUCGGGGUCGGUGUGACAUUAGCGGGCCAUCAAAAGAAGAUCCUCAACAGCGUCCAGAUGAUGCGUGCACAGAUGAACCAGAUCCAGUCAGUGGAGGUCUGA
Molecule: messenger RNA, 3066 nt
Organism: Anarrhichthys ocellatus (wolf-eel)
Lineage: Eukaryota; Metazoa; Chordata; Actinopteri; Perciformes; Anarhichadidae
Gene: ephb2b
Product: eph receptor B2b
Exons: 16
Coding region: 100-3066 (988 amino acids)
Biological process (GO): axon guidance; protein phosphorylation; ephrin receptor signaling pathway
Cellular component (GO): dendrite; plasma membrane
Molecular function (GO): ATP binding; protein binding; transmembrane-ephrin receptor activity
Source: RefSeq, a predicted model, not a curated record